Molecule: messenger RNA, 543 nt
Organism: Macrosiphum euphorbiae (potato aphid)
Lineage: Eukaryota; Metazoa; Arthropoda; Insecta; Hemiptera; Aphididae
Source: the annotation of a GenBank genome assembly
AUGUUGUAUCGUGCCACGCGAUGGAAGCUUUCCAGCCAGGACCUCCUGGCCUUCAAACAAGGCAUGGUUUCACUAUCAAGACGUCGGACAUUCACAAAACGACUAGUAAAAGUGGAUAUCCCAGUACCAAUAGUAGACCAAAGAGAGGUGGCGUUUUGCUAUUUCACUCAAAUAGCUUCAAUUGAUCUGAAAAGGAAGAAUAAAUGGGGAUACCACCUAAUACAUCAGAAGAGGAAUAACUUUUUAGCUUGGCUAGGUAUGCGGGCUAAUGAUUCAUCUGCUACCGUAGUGUCUGAAGUCAGUGCAUCGACUGAAAUCAGUGCCUCGACAAAAUAUACGACUCCAAAUAGAUUGUUAAUAGUCAGUAAUGAAAACGUGUCAAAGAUAAACGAACGGAUGAAAAUACUGGAGACUACUGGAGAUUUGGAACUGUGUAAGUCUUUGCCGUCGAACAAUUUUCGACAGAUGACUAAAAUUAUUGGCAUAAGAUUUCUUUUCAAUAUGCGUUUGCUGGUGGGUCAGCAGGUUACCUCUAUAUACUAA